This is a messenger RNA of Moneuplotes crassus, 549 nucleotides long. The record is from the annotation of a GenBank genome assembly. Lineage: Eukaryota; Ciliophora; Spirotrichea; Euplotida; Euplotidae.
GCAAGUGUUUACAACAAAAUGUUUCCUGUUCCUGAGGGAUUCAGGGAGAUUCUUUAUGAUUUCGGAAUAGAAAUUCUCAGAUCUAAUCCUAAAGACAUUCUUGAGUACGGUCAUGAAUACUUCAAAGCAAAAGAUGAAGGCCUUCCUCUUAAUUUUAACCGACCAGCUUCUGAAGACCAGAAUGUACCAAAAGAAGAUCCAAAGAAAUCUUUACCAAAAGAGGAACCUAAAUCUAGCAGUCAUGAAAAAGAGGAGAAUAAAGAAACUCCCAAGGGAGAUGGGUCUGGAUCUCCCAAGGAUACUGCAAAAUUAGAUAAAGACAAAGCUCAUAAGCAAGAGAUUAUUAAAACUCCUGAAUCAAAAGUCUCCUCUGCUGCAGAGGAUGUCAAAAAGGAAGCAGAAAAAUACGUGUCAGAUAUGAUUGAAAAAAUGAAGCAGGUGAAAAUGAAGCCAAAGCCAAUGAAAACCCAACUUCACCACCCAAGGAUAGUCCACCUGCUAAAGAUUCCUAACUUUAACACCCUAAUUCUUCCAAAAUCCCUACUCUAA